Messenger RNA from Asterias rubens (European starfish), 2709 nucleotides. Its product is annotated as CD63 antigen-like. Gene Ontology annotation, cellular component: membrane. The record is from RefSeq and is a predicted model, not a curated record. NCBI's taxonomy places the organism in Eukaryota, Metazoa, Echinodermata, Asteroidea, Forcipulatida, Asteriidae. The coding region runs from base 81 to 848 and encodes 255 amino acids. The transcript is spliced from 7 exons.
AAGUUUGUAGAGAAGAGCUCAAAUUAAGCGAUCGCCCUCUUCCUCGUCAAGUUGUAAUAAAAACCUCAACAGCAGUCAAGAUGGUACAUGGGUGUGGCGCAACAGUCGCCAAAUUUACGCUCUUCGUCUUCAACUUAUUGGUCUGGGUUGCCAGCAUUGUUCUGAUCGCAGUUGGUGGAUAUGUCCUGAAUAAUAGUGCGAAGUAUUCCAAUCUGUUCGGGGAAGACACCAAUACUUUGGCCGUAGUUUGUGGCACACUCAUCGGCAUCGGUUGCUUCAUAUUCCUGGUGGGAUUCCUCGGUUGCUGCGGUGCCUCCACAGAAAACUCAUGCUUCCUCAAACUGUACUUCACCUUCCUUCUCAUCUUGACUCUUGUAGAGAUUGUCGGAGGUAUCCUUGCUCUCGUCUUCAAGGAUGAGAUUAAAGAGACAUUUGACGACGAGCUUUUGAAGCAGGUCCAGCAGUUAUACGGUCUCGCGGAUCAGACAGUUAUCACAGAUUCUAUUGACGCACUGCAGAGAGAUAGCCACUGCUGCGGUGCUGAAAACUUCACUAAUUACUACGGGAGUGAGUUUUCAAAGCUCCCUGGUAACCAAGCCGUACCAGUGACCUGCUGCAUUGACGAGACGGACUCGAGUUGCAACGACGCUAAGGCUGAUGGCACUAUCGCAGACCCGAGUAAAAUCAAUACUGAUGGGUGUGUGGACAAACUCAUUGAUUUCUUUGAGAGCAACUUUCUCUAUAUUGGAGGUGCUGCCUUAGGUCUGGUUAUUGUGCAGAUUCUUGCGAUGGUCAUGGCUUGUUGUCUGAUCAGUGGUAUUGACAACAGUGGUUAUGAAACAGUCUAGUGUAUUGGCCAUUAACAACAUACAAACAUUUAAUAACUAUUGUAUAUAAGUUUUGAUUUGACUAAUAUCACACUUAGUGACAGUUUUACUGAAAUAAUUGUACAUUAUAUUGAUUCAUAGAGAGUAAUGCUAUUAUAAUUUUCUUCACGUACGAAGUCAUAAGUAGGCCUGUUUGCUGUAAUUAUUUCCCAUCACAAAGUUGUUUUUGAAAAGUUUUGAACACCGCUUUGUAUUAUUCUUUUCAUUUCUGCCAAAUAAUUUGCAAUGUGUCUGACGUUAAUUUGUAAGCCCUGAAACUGAUUUUGCAACAUAUUAUUUUAAAACCUACUUUAUUUGCCAGAACUAAACAUUAAUUGGGGCCUUUAAGUCUUCGUGUAUUUCCUUACUGGUUCUGUGUACUCUCAUGGAGUUAAAAAAGGUAUCUCGAAUGCUAGAGGCUAAAAUAAAACAGUAGUCACACUUUGGUACUUGGUUUAAAACGGCAUACAUUACAAUGUAUUUUAUUGUUGCUAUAAAUAUAUCCUGGACAAUUUAUGUUAUGUACAAAUAUUGGAUGAAAAAUGAUUUUAUUGAGUUGUUACAGUUGAUAAAUUAUAAAAGACGGAGAAAUCCAAAGACUGUUUGCAACACAGUCUUAUUACAAUGAGCACUCAUUGGCGUCACAGGAAGAUAUCAUUGGCUGAGAGUUGCGCGUGUUGCGUUUAAUUACGAGAGUGCGCAUUGCUAUUGUUUGACCUCGGUGAUGCAAGGGUUCUACGUCCGUUUUCGAAACCACGGCUUUCUGGGCUUCGGCUUGCGGCGCGUCCGCCUGUUGAUUGAAUUCGCACUGAAGGAAGCCCCAACCCCAAAUCCGGUUGUUUCGAAAAUACCCUACGAUAUAAUGUGAAAGUUCCAUGUGUAUUUUGAACAUUUUUGCAACCUCAGUUGCCAACGUCCAGUGUGGAUGAAACACAUAAGCGUCAUUGAACGUGUCCUAUCAUUCCAAUACAUGCGAGAUUUGACCAGUUGCAUUUAUUUCAACAUCUGCACAAUCCAUGAAGAAAUUAUGGAAGAUUUGUUCAUUUUUCAAAAAUGUGUUAUUCUGAACUUGCGCAGAAGAAUUCUGGAGUGAAUAGAUGGGAAAAUGAAGUAAUUGUAAUACAGGAAAAGAUAUGGUUCUGUGUGAAUAUUAUAAUACAAAUAUUUCAGGAAACACAAAUUACACAUUAUUAUUGUGACCUUACUUGUGAAUUAUACUUGUGUAAUUAAAAAGUAAUAGACACACUCUAAAAAACGCAAACAUGUAGAAAAAUAAUUUUUUUUGUGUGAUUGCAGUGACCACAAAAGAAAAGCUAUACUUGUGGACAUAAUUCAUGGGUAGGCUAAGUCGUGAAUAAAAGGGAUACACCAAAAGCACUAUAUUUGUUUAUCCUGCUAGCUAUUUUAGAAUUAUAAUGGCAAUUGUUUUAAUGAUGAAAAAUCGUGAUUCAUAUACACCAACAUGUAUUGCAAUUUAACUACACCCUCAAACUUAAAAAAUUUAAAAUUAACACAAUUUUCUGAAAUUACUGAUUAAGUAGAUACACUCAGAUAGUUGUAAUUUUUAUGUUAUCGUAAACAUAACUAGAAAUUGACAACAACAAUUCUGUCUGCUCAGAACAAUAAUGGGUCACAAGUCUUUUAUUUUGGAGCUCCUGGUAAAUGGAAUUUAUUGAUCAAGUGUGGUCUUUGCAAAAGUAACAUUCAUUUUCUUGGUAAAACAUUUACUUGUCGAUUUUGAGUACUUUUUUUCAAAUUUAUACGAAUUUUUGGCAAUAAACUACCUUUUAAUCAUUAGUAAAUUAUGAAGUUGCAAUUUAUGACCUAAAAAAAGUAAGAUUUG